Plasmodium vivax (malaria parasite P. vivax) is the source of this 2242-nucleotide messenger RNA. RefSeq lists its product as hypothetical. The transcript is spliced from 2 exons. The record is from RefSeq and is a predicted model, not a curated record. The coding region runs from base 389 to 1633 and encodes 414 amino acids. NCBI's taxonomy places the organism in Eukaryota, Apicomplexa, Aconoidasida, Haemosporida, Plasmodiidae.
GCCUCUGCUCGCCCUACAUGGCGAAAGCGCACACGCCGCUGCAUCAACUGAGUUACUAACCAUUCCGUCAAAUGAGGGCCGAGCUACCUCUGCGUACAUCGCCCCAUCACACCAAGGGAGACCCCCCGAGAGGGUGUUCUACCCCGCGUUCCCUUUUGCAUAUGUGCCUUCCGAUUGAGUGCUUCCCCGUUUGGCCUCCCUCUCGGUUAACGUGGAGAGGGGAUGCCUAACAAAGCGGCACGGUGGAGCUCCCCCUCUGUGUAGCGGCACAGUGGAAGGAAGUCACUCCUCCCCUUGGAGAGUCAGCCCGGAAAGUGGCUCAUCGAGCUGACCACAUCCCGCAGCUCCACCCCGCAGCUCCUCCCCCCACAGCCGCUCCCCCCUCACAAUGAGCGCAACACACCAUGACAGCAACCUCUACGAGCAGUCACUUAAAAUCACGAAGAAGAUAAAGGAGAAAAUUUCGAACCGGAAGGGAUCCAAGGAGGAGCUCAAGGAGGUGAAGGUGAAAUCGAAAGCGAAGGAUCUACCGCUCAAGUACCUGGAGCGUAACUACAAGACGAUUUGUUUGUCCUUGGGGUUCUGCCUGAACACGCUGCUCUACUUUAGCUUUUGCUUCCUCCUGAAUCAGCUGAUCGAGAGGGUGGUGUUCGCCGGCCUGUCUAGGGUUACCCAGUAUGACUACGCCAACAGCUUGGUGGCGGGGUCCGUCAAGGCGACGGCUGUCCUCUUCCUGUGGUUCCGCCACUGCUCGGGCGGCUACGACGGCGACCCCUUUUUCCACUUCUUCAAGAGCAGGCUCAACCUGAUCGGCCGGGGCGAAGCGAAGGUGAUUUUCCUGUCGAACGUCGCUGGGACGCUGCUCUACCUCGGCGCCGUGAAGCUGCUGGUGGGGGCGGAGCCCCCCUCGCCCAUCAGCGCCUCCAUCCUGGAGAGAAUUCAAAAUGGAAAGGUCACCAGAAGCAGAUCAAUCCUCACCUCCUUUGUAUUUCCCCAAGUACCACCCGUCGUUAAGAACGCCCUCGUGCAGAUUCUCAUUUUGACAUGUCCCCAUAUGAGCAGCGCCAACAAGUAUUAUAAUAAAACAUUUUGGAGCAACACAGAUCUGUAUGCCUCCAUCGUCUUGGACACGUACUUAAAUGAAAUGGUUUGCUCCUUCCUCAGUUACGUUUUGCUUUACAUUUAUCUGUUCACCAAGGAUAGCCUACCUCACCAGUUGGAGGUGAAUCUGCUUCUAACCCAAAUCGUUUUGCUCUUUUCCAACAGAUGCGCAAACGUUGUGAGUGGUCCUUUUAUGAGUCUCAGUUGGAUUCUAAAUGAAUCCGUUUCUAGGGGAUAUCAUUUUUUUUUUUUUCUGUUUUUAAUAAUUUUUCACUACUUUGGCUAUAAGCUAGCUAGCCAUUUUUUUGGGCCACCGAAUCUGUCCCUAGUAGAUGCAACCAGUUGCUACAAGAACGUCAAACAGGAGAUGCUUCAGAAAAAUGUUAACAGUGCAACGGGGCGGGUGGACCUCUCCCUCCUUUCGAAUGACAGCGUGGCGCUAAGUGAAGUAGUCGACAGCUACAUGGGCCGCUUCUUCCAGAGGUGCUUCCAGUCCUACGGGGUCGCCGCCGCUGGGAAGAAGACGGCUUAGAAAAGGGAGGGGGCUCCCUCCGCCCUCCAUCGGGUUGCGCAUGCCACAUGUGCGUUUUUCCGUUUUCCUUUUUCCCGCUUUCCAUUUUCCUGUUUUCCCGUUUGCCCCUUUGUUUGUGUUCCCCCCCCUUUUUCUUUUUUUUGCCUGACUGUUCAGGCGGUUUUGACGCCCCGUUUUGACGCCCCCACCAAACCGCCAAACUGCUAAACUACCAAACUGCUAAACUACCAAACCGCUGAAAGGGGGCUGCUUCGAUUCAGCGCCACGGUGGAGCACCACCCCAUGCAGGGGCCACCCGAAGGGGAAAAGGUAAAAUGAUAACCCAAGAGGGGAGACGAACCGUAAAAAACAACAUCGCAAAGGAAUCAGCGGGGAAGACGCACGUGGGGGUAGAGGGAGGGGGUCUACUCAAGUGGACCUCCCCCCCUCCGCAAUAGGAAGCAGGAACGUAAGGGGAAGACACUGCCGUGCGGAUGAAACUACUCCCUGCAGGGAUGGAAGCUUCGCCGCGAACAAUCCUUUGGCAGUUAUAGAAGCUGCUUAGAGGUAUAUGAGCGGACCGCACGAUUGCACAUCAUGUUAUUAGAGGGGAGGGGGUUCCGUCUCCCA